This is a messenger RNA of Moneuplotes crassus, 2304 nucleotides long. Lineage: Eukaryota; Ciliophora; Spirotrichea; Euplotida; Euplotidae. The record is from the annotation of a GenBank genome assembly.
UUUUAAUAUUAAGAACACCAUAUCAAGAUGUAUGACGAAGAAGAAUCCAAGUACACACGAGUUCGUGGAGCAGUCAAAAUAGAAGAAGAGAAAGGCGGAUACCUCUACGUCCAACUUAGAAAGUUUAUCAACGUUAUUGAUGAACUCAGAGAUGUCGGACUCCAAGAACAUAUCAGUCUCCCAAGGAUCGCAGUCCUUGGACAGCAGAGUUCGGGUAAAAGUUCAGUGCUCGAGAACAUUGUGGGAAUCGACAUGCUUCCAAGAGGAGCAGGACUUUGUACAAGGAGACCACUGGAAAUGAGACUUAACCAUCUUUAUGAGGAUGAUGCCAAGCCAUGGGCCAAAUUCGACGAAGUUCCUGGGGAGAAGUUCACAGAUUUCUCCAAAGUCAGAGAUACUAUCGAAAAGUUAACCGAUAAAGUAGCUGGAACCAACAAGAAUAUUGUUGAUGAACCAAUUGUAGUAUAUGUGUACUCCCCCACUUGUCCAGAUUUGACAUUAGUUGAUUUGCCAGGACUCACACGUAUCCCACUGGCAGGCUCGAACCAACCAGACGACAUUUACGAAGUUACCAAAAAGAUGGCACUGAAGUAUGUUGAAGAUCCGCGUACAAUUAUCUUGUGUGUCAUCCCAGCCAAUGCAGAUAUGACAACUUCAGAUGCUUUGCAGCUGUCAAGAGAGAUUGACCCCAAAGGAAUCAGAACUGUUGGAGUCAUCACAAAGAUAGAUAUUAUGGAUCAUGGUACCAAUGCUAGAAGAAUGCUGAUGGGCCAAGAAGUUCCAUUAAGACUCGGAUAUGUUGGAGUCAAAAACAGAAAUCAGCAAUCUAUCAUAGACAAGCAAUCAGUCAAAGCUGCAUUGAAAGAAGAAAGAGAGUUCUUUGAAAACCAUCCAAUUUAUUCUUCGAUAAACUCGAAUCUUCUCGGAACAGAUGUUCUGACACAAAAGUGUACAAAGAUUAUGUUUACUCACAUCAAAAGUCAUCUUCCUGACAUUAUGAGAGAAAUCAAAGAGAAAAUGGGACAGAUCAAUGCAAGACUCAAAGACCUUGGGCCUCCAAUGCCAUCCUCAUCAAAAGAGAAGGCUCACUUGCUCUACAACAUGGUCACUGAGUUCUGAAAUCUAUUCAAGUCUGUCAUUGGAGGAAAGUACGAUUCCAGAAGAGACAGGACUCAAUCUAAAGAGAUCUAUGGAGGAGCAAGAAUCAAAAUGCUCUUAGAGAAUGUUUACAGAGAGUACACUGGCAAAUAUCAAGCCACAAAAGAUCUCACAGAUCUCGACAUCGAAAAAGCAAUUAUUAUGCAUGAAGGUGACUCUCUGCCUGGAUUCCCUUCAGUUGAUGUAUUUGUAUACCUGAUUACUCCAGAACUCAAGAAGCUGCAAGACCCAGCUCUUGAUCUCCUUGCAGAGUGUCAUCUCUACAUUGAGCAGCUGGCUGAAGAAAUCGCUCAGAAAAUCUUCUCAAGAUUCCCAGCAGUUGUGAACGACAUUAUGGAAAUUGUCUCAAAAGUGUUGAUGGAGAACAGAGACAAGACAGGAAAAGUUGUUGAAGCAAUCAUUGAGUCAGAAGAAGGAUACCUGUUUACCAAUGACAGAGAAUAUAUGGAGAAAUGCACAGAUAUAGUUCCAGCCGAUGAUCAAGAUGGUAAGGAGGGAGCUCCCAGAAAAGCUAGUCGUAACCAGUCUUAUGUAAAUGAAAUAAGAAAGAGACUUGACAUGUACUUUAAGAUUAUAGUAAGAGGUAUUAGAGAUUCAGUGCCCAAAGCCAUCGGGUUCUUUUUAGUCAAUGGUAUUCAAGAACACAUCCAGUAUGAGUUAUAUGCAGAGGUUAAUAAAAAUGAAACAAUGGCUGAGACUUUGGGAGAACCCCCAGAGGUCACGGCUGAAAGAAGAACAUUAAACACUAGUUUGGAUACAAUGAAGAAUGCUCUCAAGGUCCUACAAAGAGAUCCUGAAAUCACUGCAACUUUAGACUACGAUGAUGAGCUAUCAAGAGAUAUUAAAGAAUCUUUGAAAGAAGCCAAGUUGCAGAAAGAGAAAGCUUCUACUCCUUCACCACAUCCUCGAGGAGCUCCUCACAGAGGAGGAGAUAUGAGAAGUCAGCAUUCAGACUCUUCCAGACUCGACAUGUCAAAUAUGAGCAUGGCUUCAGACAAUUCACAAAAUAGAAGAGGGCCUCCAAAUGUUGGUCAACCUCAGAGACCUGGGCCCAACCACAUGCAGAAUUCAGGCACUCCACAAAGAAGGCCAGCUCAGGGUCCAAUCUAACAUAAAGGAUAAAGUUCAAUUAUUUCUAUUUGAUAA